AAACUUAGCAGCCCUGUUUAAGAAAUAUUAUAAAAAGAAAAAAACUUUUCUAGAUAAUACUUAUUUUAAGAUAACAUAUGGAUAUAGUUUAGAAUUAAUUUUAAAUGUCUUCACUAUCAAGAAGAACGAAAUCUCUCGACUUGUUCUUGCAAAAACUACCAAACCUCUUGACGAAAUGUAAUCUGACAAGCAAGAUAAAAAAAAAUUACACAGUGCGCCAACAGAUUCUCAUGGCUAGAGGAUUGCCCGAUAGGUCUGCCUUGCCUGGUGUUGAAGAUAUAGUGGUGGUGGCAUCUGGAAAGGGAGGUGUGGGGAAAUCCACCGUUUCAGUUAACUUAGCUGUUAGCUUGGCCAACAUGGGCAUUAGAACAGGUUUACUUGAUGGUGAUAUAUUUGGCCCAUCAUUGCCAUUGAUGAUGAAUAUCCGUGAACAGCCACUACUCGAUGAUAACAACCGAAUUGUACCUCCAGUUAAUUAUGGAGUGAAGUGUUUAUCUAUUGGCUUAUUAACAGAACAAAAUAAAGCAAUCAUUUGGCGUGGCCCUUUAGUGAUGUCAGCUUUACAACGUCUAUUAAAAGGAGCUGUUUGGGGGCCCUUAGAUAUACUAAUUGUGGACACUCCGCCUGGAACUGGCGAUGUACAUUUAUCUUUAUCCCAAAAUGUUCCUUUAUCGGGAGUAGUACUAGUCAGUACACCGCAAGUAGCCGCGUUGCAAGUUGCCGCCCGGGGUGCGCAAAUGUAUAAAACUUUUGGCAUUCCUUUGUUGGGUUUAAUCGAAAAUAUGAGUUAUGCAGUUUGUGGUAAUUGCCAAAAUAGUUUCGAAAUAUACGGAAAUACUACAGAAACAUAUGUGGAUCAAAUGCAAACCAAAGUUCUGGCCUCUCUACCUUUGGACGCUACUAUAACGGGUUGUUGCGAUGCCGGUGUGCCAGUCGUUUUGCAACAUAAAACUUCUGUUUAUGCUAAAAGUUUUCAGAAUUUAGCCAAAGAAAUAGUGAAACUUUUGGAAAGGCAGAAACAAGAAAUUAAGAAGGAAUAAUUAUAAAAACAAGAGUUUCGCUUUAAGUCAAAUUUAAUAUUCUAUUUUUCUUUCUCUCAAAACAAUAUGUGCCGUCAUUUAAAAUUGGGUUCCAUUAAAA
Molecule: messenger RNA, 1140 nt
Organism: Glossina fuscipes
Lineage: Eukaryota; Metazoa; Arthropoda; Insecta; Diptera; Glossinidae
Gene: Nubpl
Product: iron-sulfur protein NUBPL
Exons: 2
Coding region: 105-1040 (311 amino acids)
Biological process (GO): mitochondrial respiratory chain complex I assembly; iron-sulfur cluster assembly
Cellular component (GO): mitochondrion
Molecular function (GO): ATP binding; ATP-dependent FeS chaperone activity; 4 iron, 4 sulfur cluster binding
Source: RefSeq, a predicted model, not a curated record